Cimex lectularius (bed bug) is the source of this 1614-nucleotide messenger RNA. Its product is annotated as titin-like. Bases 1 to 1614 code for a protein of 537 amino acids. The record is from RefSeq and is a predicted model, not a curated record. The transcript is spliced from 3 exons. Lineage: Eukaryota; Metazoa; Arthropoda; Insecta; Hemiptera; Cimicidae.
AUGAAAACCGUUACAGUUGCUCUCUCUUUAGCCUUAGUCUUGUUGGCUUCUGCGGAAGAUCACAAAAGCUAUCAUGAAAUCAAGCAGCAUAGGACGAUAUACGUGACCAAGGAAGAAAAAGUUCCGUACCCGGUCAAGGUCGAAAAGGAAGAGAAGUACCCGGUCCACGUCCACGUCGAUCAUCCAGUGCCUUACGAAGUAGAAAAGCCUGUUCCUUACACCGUUGAGAAGAAAGUCCCCGUGGAAGUCAAAGUGUACGUCCCAGAACCGUACCCCGUCGAGAAAAUCGUCCGUGUUCCGGUCAAAGUCGAAGUACCUCACCCAGUGCCUUACAAAGUCGAGAAACCAGUGCCCUAUGAAGUAGUCAAGGAGGUCAAAGUUCCCGAGUACAAAGAAGUCCCCGUACCAGUGAAAGUCUACUACGACGUCCCCAAACCUUAUGACGUGCCGGUCACCGUCGAGAAAAAAGUGCCCUAUUACGUCGAGAAGAAAGUACCCGUUGAAGUCAAAGUCCCGGUCGAGAAGCCAUACAAAGUCGAAGUGCCCAAGCCUUAUGAAGUGAUNUCUGGGACGUACACUUUGACUUCCACGGGGACUUUCUUCUCAACGGUUGGAAUGAGCAAAAAUGAUGUAAUCUGUAAUAUAAAAGCUAAGGGGAUUUUGUACGGUGUAUCAGUCCAGAUCGAGAUGAAGUCGGUUACAGUUGCUUUCUCUUUAGCUUUAGUCUUGUUGGCUUCUGCGGAAGAUCACAAAAGCUAUCAUGAAAUCAAGCAGCAUAGGACGAUAUACGUGACCAAGGAAGAAAAAGUUCCGUACCCGGUCAAGGUCGAAAAGGAAGAGAAGUACCCGGUCCACGUCCACGUCGAUCAUCCAGUGCCUUACGAAGUAGAAAAGCCUGUUCCUUACACCGUUGAGAAGAAAGUCCCCGUGGAAGUCAAAGUGUACGUCCCAGAACCGUACCCCGUCGAGAAAAUCGUCCGUGUUCCGGUCAAAGUCGAAGUACCUCACCCAGUGCCUUACAAAGUCGAGAAACCAGUGCCCUAUGAAGUAGUCAAGGAGGUCAAAGUUCCCGAGUACAAAGAAGUCCCCGUACCAGUGAAAGUCUACUACGACGUCCCCAAACCUUAUGACGUGCCGGUCACCGUCGAGAAAAAAGUGCCCUAUUACGUCGAGAAGAAAGUACCCGUUGAAGUCAAAGUCCCGGUCGAGAAGCCAUACAAAGUCGAAGUGCCCAAGCCUUAUGAAGUGAUCGUCGAAAAACCUUAUCCAGUCACCGUAGAGAAAAAAGUCCCAGUCUACGUCAAAGUUCCAGAAUACUACAGAGUCUACAAGCCCGUCCACGUUGAAUCUCACAAAGAAGAAAAAGACGAUCACGUAGAACUUAAAUACAAUGAAAAAUCACACAGAAUUGAGCAAACGAUAAGCGGUUCGAAAAUUAAGGAAAUAGCAGAUCUCAUCUGUGGUGAUAAACCCUUGAAUAUUAAUGGUUCACAGCGGUGGUUCACUCGUUUGGUUUUAAAUCAUGGAGAUCACAUCGGAUCGGACGAUAGGACAUGCUCGUCGCUCUGCUUGCAGCCAGGAAGCCGGGCUUUAAAAGCUGAGGAUAAUCAAUAA